UUGGUCCAUUGUCUUAUCUUGGUACCCUAAAAACGUGUGAGAUGAUAGCGUGGAUUGCAUAUAAAAGACAAAGAUCUACAAGAUACUUUAAUGAAGAUCUGCACUUGAAGAUGUCGCGGCUACUAGUACUACUUUGCGCCCUGUUAUUGACGACAGCAGUUUUGUGCGAAGACCCUCCAGGUGCAAAAGGGCCGUCAGAUCAUGUUCAAGCAACCAAAAUGCCGGAACAGCCCAAAACGUCUGAUCAGCAGAAAGUCCACGAUCAAACGAAAAUGCAUGAGCCGAAAGUACAUGAUCAAAAUAAAAUGCACGAGCAACCCAGAAUGCCAGAUCAGCCAAAAAUGCCAGAGCAGCCAAAAGUGCAUGAGCAACCAAAAAUGCCGGAUAUGAAAAUGCCAGGUUACAACUAGACUGCAAUGGGUUUAUUCAGAAAAUAUUUUUUAGAGUAUAUACAACACUAAUUCAUACGUUCAUGGUGAGUUUAUCAGUGUGGAUGUUAUGAGUGGUUCUGUAAAAAGUAUUUUCUGAAACAUUAGUUAUUUUAUUUAAACGAACAUGACGACCAUUACGCGGACCAGUUAUUAUCAAAUAAACGUGAAACAUAUGCAGCUGCAAUUAAA
Danaus plexippus (monarch butterfly) is the source of this 620-nucleotide messenger RNA. RefSeq names its product IgA FC receptor-like. The coding region runs from base 42 to 410 and encodes 122 amino acids. Lineage: Eukaryota; Metazoa; Arthropoda; Insecta; Lepidoptera; Nymphalidae. The transcript has 2 exons. The record is from RefSeq and is a predicted model, not a curated record.